ACCUACCCUUAUUAUGGUAUGUGUACUUCAGUUUUUGCUUCAUGAUUCAUACUCGAUCGACGAUAGUGUUCUUUUUUCUAUCGUGUGUCAUGCGGGUGACAGCAAGCAUUGGCCCAUAAUUGACUGUAGAACGAGGCAAUGAGUCAUGUUGUCACGUUACGAAAAAAGAAAAGAAUAUUUCUCCACUUUUUUGCGCCCGAUUUCUAUUUUUAUUGAGAAGCAGGCGGCGUAUCCACAAUUAGAUGUUUUUACUACAUGAGUGUCGAUAACAGAGCGAGAAAAUGGAUUGUGAGUAAUGCAGUUGUCUUGUUUUGUUGAUUCUGACGUAUUAAAACAAUAAUCGAGAAAGAUGAGUUUCGGAUUGGAACUUCACUCCUUUAGUUUUUUCUGAAAUUCGUUGUAUUAAGGAGCUACCAAGUUAACAUUAAACUGAGAUGCUUCACAAGUAGUUAACAUAGAAGUCAUAUAAACUUAACCUAAGUUUUAAUCAAGAGUAGAAUGGAUUUAUUUCCUAUCAACCGAAUUUCUUAAGAAAAUCGCUAGAUCGAAAUGAUCGUUUGAUAUUUUAUGAUUUCUCUACGUUCUGAUAAUUCAAUUCGAACUUGAAUUAAUUUCUUACUUGGGAAACAACAUGCAGUUUUCAAUGGAUCCAUUUGAGUAUCUAUCGAAGAAGUUAAGAAUACAAUUGAAUUUUAUCCGAGUUUACGCAAGAUAUUAUUACAUCAGUAAGACAGCAAAGAUCGAUUAGCUAUUCUAAAUAAUGCACUCUGUUAGUUCGGGGCUUGACAAUUCGUCCCAAAAUAUUUUUCUCAUGUUUGAUAGAACUUCCUACGCACUAAAAUAAAAUGUGUCUCACUUACGUGUCGCAAUUCAUUGUGUCGCAGACUCAAUGACGAAAAUGUGUCGUAGUUAGAAUGUGUUAUAUAAAAAAUUAUUUCGUUCUGUCUGCUGGCUAUUCAUUCACCGUUUUGCUUUGGACACAUAGCUACAUAUAAGCAACACAAUUGAACACACGAAACUUAUAUCUUUAUAUUAAUUAUUUUUUUGGAUUAUUUCUCGAUUAUUUAUUAGUCGAGAAGAUGCCGAUCUAGAUCGAUUAUCGCGAGAGGGCUAAAAUAAAACGGUCUGAUGUAGAUUGAACCAAUUCGAGGUCGGACAGAUCCCAAGAUAUGACCCGCUUGAAUUUUUAGAAUAAAAAUAAUUGAAUGACAUUAAAUCGAAAAAAUAUCGAAAUUCAUUUUUAAGAAAAAAAACUAAAAAUGCGCUCUAUAAUAGAUUCGAACCAUGUUUUAAAGCUGUGUCGUGCAAAAAUGUGUUGUCCCGUCGCUGGACAAAAUGUGUCGCAGUGAGCACCUUGUGUCGCACUUAAAUGUGUUGUACAUUAUGUCGCAAAGUGCGGUGCAUGCAGCACAUUUUAUUUUAGUGUGUAAAAUUGUCAUUUCUAUCAGGUGUUUAGUCUUGAAAGGAGACAUCUCUCUUACUGGCAUGUUGGCGAUCUCGCAGCAACCAUUAGACUUAUUUAUGGCGGAAAUUCUCACGUAAACUAUCGGAUCUCGAAUGUUUCUGACUUUUUAUUACAAAAAACCUAAUUUUCUCACCUUCGAACUAUAAUGUUUUGCUUUCACUUUUGUUCGACUCUGAUCGUUGCACUCUAAGCGACAAUCAGAUAUCGUUAAGUCACGUUGUUUGUUUUAUUAGAACUCUUGAUUUGUGCGUUCGGCGUUGUCUGUUUGAUUCUAUCUUUCAUCCAAAAUUGAAAAAUGAGAAAUCUGUCAAUAACUUUUUUGAAUGAAAAGCAUCUAAGAUUUGUCGACCGAUCAGAGAGAGAAACAAGCUGCUGCGCUGAAUUUAGUUUUCUUACACGCGACUUCUUGACUAUAUUUUCAUUGCAAUAAGCUGUGUUUGAUUCAAUAGAUCUGCUACUAUUUAGCAUAUUGCCAUGGAGCAAAAUCCCUGUUGUCUCUCAUCAAAUGUUAUGGCGCAAAGCUCUGCAAAGAAAUCCGGUUAUGAUUUCUUAUUCAAAGUAACUCUGAUAGGCGACAACGCCGUCGGCAAAGUAAGAUGCCUAUAGUAAAUAAAUUGAAUUGCUUUUUAAAUUCGAUUCAAUAUUCGAAUAGUCGAGUCUAUUCAAUCGUCUCAUUUACAAUGAAUUUUCUGAUUGUCCAACAGCAACAAUUGGAUUUGAUUUUGGCGUUAAACAGCUUUUGAUCGAUAGCAAAAGGAUCAAAGUUCAAGUCUGGGUGAGCUAUCCGUUUUCCGGUCUUAUUAAUAUAUGUGUGUUUGUCUUUAGGACACACCAGGCCAUAAUCGAUUCAAACAAGUAACUGAAGCUUGUAGUCGUCAUAGCCAUGGCGCUUUAGCCGUAUUCGAUUUACGGUAUCCCGAUAGUUUCGAUGAAGUUUUUCUACGAAUCGAAGACUUUCGUCGAGCAACUUUGGCCGAUAUUCCAGUUAUUCUUGUCGGCAACAAAUCUGAUUUGGCCAAUCAACGAAAAGUGAGCCGUGAGCAAGCAACGGCCCUCGCCAAACGCCUCAACAUAUUAUACAUAGAAACAUCGGGACACGAUGCGUCCAAUGUUGAAGAAGCACUCGUAACUGUUGUCACAGCCAUCUAUCAUAAGAUGCACAAAUAA
Molecule: messenger RNA, 2632 nt
Organism: Rotaria sp. Silwood2
Lineage: Eukaryota; Metazoa; Rotifera; Eurotatoria; Philodinida; Philodinidae
Source: the annotation of a GenBank genome assembly